Molecule: messenger RNA, 1716 nt
Organism: Candidozyma haemuli
Lineage: Eukaryota; Fungi; Ascomycota; Pichiomycetes; Serinales; Metschnikowiaceae
Gene: RET2
Product: coatomer subunit delta
Exons: 2
Coding region: 1-1716 (571 amino acids)
Biological process (GO): retrograde vesicle-mediated transport, Golgi to endoplasmic reticulum; Golgi localization; endoplasmic reticulum to Golgi vesicle-mediated transport
Cellular component (GO): cytosol; COPI vesicle coat
Source: RefSeq, a predicted model, not a curated record
AUGGUCGUUUUGGCUGCUUGUAUAUGUACCCAUGGCGGUAAAGCGCUCCUUUCCAGACUGUUUAGACAUAUCGAUAAAGACAGAAUCACCGCCCUCUUGGCCAAUUUCCCCGGCCUUCUUUCCCAGUCCGAUUCUCAAAACACCACCGUCGAAGACGAAUCCGUCAGAUACGUGUACCAGCCAUUGGAAGAGUUUUACGUUGUUGUAUUGACCAACAAACAGCUGAACAUUUUGCAAGACAUUGACACAAGCAUUGACGAGAAGGAAUUGCUUGAAAACGCUUUUGAAAUUUUAUCUGCUUUUGAUGAAAUCGCUACUUUGGGCUACAAGGAGAAGCUCACCUUGUCACAGGUGCAGACGUACUUGGAGAUGGACUCGCACGAAGAGAAGAUCCAGGAGAUCAUUGAGAGAAACAAGGAGUUGGAGGCCAUUGAAGAGCGCAGAAGACGUGCCAAGGAGAUCCAGCGUAAGGAGUUGGCUCGUAAGAAUAUGGAACAGCAACAGCUGGCGAUGUUUGGCUCUCAGUCUGCUGCCGCUGCUGCCGCUGCUGCUAAUAAUGUCACUUAUGGAUAUCCUACAAACAAUACACCAUCUUACGAUUCGCCUGCUCACGUCGAAACCGACUCUGGCAGAGGCACCAACGACUUGUUGUCGAGAAAAUUGGGUGCUGCCGGUGCCGCUGGUGGUGCUGGUUUGCAGUUGGGUAAGAAGGCUGGAAAGGUUGCUCAGCACGAUCCUCACUCCCAGCCAUUGCUCACCACCAACACGCCGUUUGCCGGUGGUUCUUUGGUUUCUGACCUUGUGAAGCCUGCUGGUAAGGAAUCUACUCCUGCUUCUGCUGCCUCUAGAGUUGCUGCUACUGCCUCUCCUGCUAUUCCUUCAGAAGCUGCUUCUGCCACUGCUUCGCCAGCUCCUCAGGGCGGAAAGCCACAAAAUGAGGGCAUCUUAAUCACAGUUUCUGAAAAGAUUACCGCAGACAUUUCUCGUGAAGGUUCUGUUGUUACUUCUGAAGUCAAGGGUGACUUGCAAUUGCGUAUCAACGACCCACUGCUUGCAAAGGCAAAGAUCCUAUUAAAAACUGGCUCCGGUCAGACAUUCCAGUACAAAACACAUCCUAAUGUCGACAGGGCAUUGUUCAAUAGCCAGAGCGUAAUCGGCUUGAAGGACAAGGCCAAGUCUUUCCCAAGCAACGAUCAGAGCUUGGGUGUGUUGCGUUGGAGAGCAUCUGAUAACAGUGGUGACAAUUUGGUGCCACUUUUGGUGACUGCUUGGGUUGGUGUAAACGACGGUGUUGCCGAUGUGACAUUGGAAUACGAAAUUCCAGAAAGCUACAUUUCCUCGCAUCCAACGCAAGAAAGCAUUGAUAAUGUGCAAAUUAUUGUACCUAUAGAUCUGGACGACGUGCAACUAAAAGACGAAUCGGGAGCGCUGGUGAGCUACACGAACACCGAGUCUGGCGUUGUGUUUGAAUUGUCGCUGAUCCCACUUAGCGACCCACUGGGCACUUUCGAGUUCUCGAUUCCAGCUGUGGACGAAGAUGCAUUGUUCCCAAUUCUGGUGGGUAUCGACAUUCACAGAACAGAAGGUGUUACGGAAGCAGAUGUUGCCUUUGGACAAGUGCAGGUGUUGGAUGUCACCACGGUGGAUGAGGACGAGGCUUCGUUGCCAUUCACUUUGCAUCUGAAUGUUGUUACUGAGCUGUACACGGUCCAGUAA